Carya illinoinensis is the source of this 1463-nucleotide messenger RNA. RefSeq names its product class V chitinase-like. Gene Ontology annotation, biological process: chitin catabolic process; carbohydrate metabolic process. The record is from RefSeq and is a predicted model, not a curated record. Gene Ontology annotation, molecular function: chitinase activity; chitin binding. Gene Ontology annotation, cellular component: extracellular region. The transcript has 2 exons. The coding region runs from base 123 to 1193 and encodes 356 amino acids. Lineage: Eukaryota; Viridiplantae; Streptophyta; Magnoliopsida; Fagales; Juglandaceae.
GUGCUCUAUCUUCUCAAAGCUGCGUACCAAAUUAAAUCUCACAUAUAUAUAUAUAUAUCUCUGGCAACUACUGCAAAGAGUAGAACGUACCGCACUGCCCCCAGUCUUCGAUCUCUUCAAAUAUGGCUUCAACUGGCGUCGUGAAAGCCGGAUACUGGCAUUGCCACAGUGCAUUCCCGGUGUCCGACAUAAAAUCCUCCCUUUACACCCAUCUUUUUGCCGCCUUUGCGGAUGUCGACCCCACUUACCAAGUUACCUUUCCCACCCUAUACAAGCACCAGUUUGAAACCUUCACCCGAACUGUGCAAAUAGAAAACCCUGAUGUUAAAACCCUUUUGUCCAUCGGUGGUGGGGCCCCUGGCGUAUCUUCGACCUUAGCUUCAAUGGCUAGCAUGCAAGAAAACCGUAAAAUAUUCAUAGGUUCCUCCAUAACUCUAGCCAGGGCAAACAACUUCCAUGGUCUUUGCCUCAGUUGGCAGUACCCAUCCACGGCCGUGGAAAUGACCAAUCUUGAGUCGCUCCUCAAGGAAUGGCGAGCUGCCGUGGAAAUUGAGGCCCUGAAGACCACCAAGGCUCGGUUGCUUCUAACCGCAGAGGUAUUUCACUCGCCGGAUAUCUGCUCGGCGCGCUAUCCUUGUAGGGCUAUUUCAAACAACUUGGACUGGAUCCACGUAUUGGCCUAUAACUUCUAUACCCCCGCAUCGUCACCCAACGAGACUGCACCCCCUGCACCUUUGAAAAACAAGAGAAACGUAUCACUUUGCGUGGAAGCAAGCAUCGAUACAUGGAUUACGGUAGGUGUGCAUGCCAAAAAAUUGGUCGUAGGGCUUCCCUUUUUCGGCUGGGCCUGGAUUCUGAAUAAUCCAUCGCAACAUGGUUUAUUUGCACCAGCACAUGGACUGGCCGUCGUACUGGGUAAAUCCGUCGAUGGAUCCGUUCCUUUUGUCGCAGUCAAGAAAUUCAUAGGCUACCAAAACGCCACAACAGUGUUCGAUGAGACGUACCUCACAAACUAUUGCUAUGCUGGUACUACGUGGCUUGGGUACGAUGAUUUGGAAAGCAUAAUCUCGAAGGUUACAUAUUCACGCAAGGAAAAGGGACUGCUCGGUUACACUGCAUGGCACGUGGGCGCCGAUGAUAAUUGGUCUCUUUCACAAACAGCUUUCAAGACAUGGGAUACUUGUGCUAAUUAGUGAUCAUCAAGUCGGCUUGUAUUAUAUAUAUACCAACAAUAAUCAGCAACAUGAAGCCCUGAAAUCAGAUAUGGUACCGUGUGUUUGUAUUCUCAACAAUAAGGAAGAUCGAGGAUAUGACCUUAUGAUCUAGACGUUGUGUGUAUUAUACAAGAAUAGAAGCUUGUAUUGUAAACAAUAAGGCCGUCCCUAUGAGCCGGCUCAUGGUGCAUGCAGCAUGAUGUGAGAUAUUACGUACUGAAAAUAACGAACCAGCUACGAGUUUUAAAA